This is a messenger RNA of Ceraceosorus guamensis, 702 nucleotides long. RefSeq lists its product as hypothetical. The record is from RefSeq and is a predicted model, not a curated record. The transcript is spliced from 4 exons. Lineage: Eukaryota; Fungi; Basidiomycota; Exobasidiomycetes; Ceraceosorales; Ceraceosoraceae. The annotation marks the transcript as partial. Gene Ontology annotation, molecular function: catalytic activity.
AGCAUUCGGCGCGCUCGCCUCGAGAUCGUGACAUUUAGCUGCGAGCUGCGAGCAGUGGUGAGUGGUGUGACUCCUACACCACAAUCGUAAGCCAUCACCUUCAUCCACCUCGACCCCGGACCCCGGACGCGAGUCCCCGCCAAGAUGCAGUCGAAGAUGUUCGGAUGGCUGAGCUGUCUCUCCUGUUCGUCGGGCAUGGAUGAGAACAAAUCGACGACGAUCAAAGGCGGCGUACAAGAAGGGUGCAUCUUUUGUCCUCCCAAUCUCACACCCGACUCGCCCAAAUUCAGAGUGGUGCACACCUCGGAUCGAUUCAUCGCCUUUCACGAUCGAUCCCCGGCAGCCAGCAUCCACCUCUUGGCUGUACCUCGACAGCACAUUGACGAUGUGACGGUGCUGAAGGGAGGAAAAGGAGCAAAGCUGAUCCUGGAUCUGCAAGCGUUCGGUAAUGAAGCGAUCGAUCUUGUCGAGUCAGAGCGGAAUGCAGAAAGAAGAUUCGGUUUUCACAUUCCGCCCUUUAGAAGCGUAUCUCACCUGCAUCUGCACUGCCAAGUCUUGCCCUACAAUUCGCCCAUGUUGGCGCUGAAAUAUCGCAUCAGCGGUGAUGCCAAUGCUCCACGAAAGGGUUGGGGCUGGUUCGUCACAGCUGCUCAAGCUGCCGGCAUCAUCCAAGCCGGUCACAAAGUCACCGUCAAACCGUGC